GACCAUUAUUCAGUUUCUUUCUCCGCUUGGGUUUAUUGGUCCGUUUCGUUAGAGCGAGCGGCUCAAACGAUCCGGAAAGAAUUUCAUUCGUGAACUUACUUUCGCGUCCGAAGGAAGUGUUGUUUUGGGGUGUCCGUGCGAUAGUGUCCGAGGUGAUAAGCGUGUCAAAUUUGAGUAGCAGCAACGACAAAGGUGGAAUAUGAUUCCAACGGGGAAACUGAGCCGGGUGACGUUUGCGGUCGUGACUCCGCUGCUGCUGCUGCUGUUCGCAGGAAUUCUAACGGUUGUGGAUGGAUCACCACAAUUCGAAAACAAUUCUGGCUGCAGACGUCAUUCGCCUUCCCUCAACAAAUGCAUCGAGCGUUGGGUUCAGGAGUUCAUUACAUCCAACGGGAAAAUCUCCGGCCGGAAUGACAUGUCCAUUGAUCCGUUGGCCUUCCCGAAUGCUACUCUUGUACGCAACCGACACAUUCAAACCUAUUUCCUCAACAGGGAGCUUCGAGGCUUCCGGAAUGCGUUCGUGACGGAUGUCAAGGCAGAUCUAACCAAGCUUGAGUUUAUGCUACAAUUUCACAUACCCGCACUGGACGUUCAUGGCUCGUACCGAGCGGAACUAGCGGCCGAGAAGCAGAUCGCAGAAUGGGCCAAAAUGUUUUCCUCUUUGCGUAACUCCACGCUACGAAUUUAUCUCAAAGGAAUGACCUCCCAGACGGAGAAAGGGAUGUACGUCCGAGUGAACAUUACCGAUUUCGAUUUGACCAUCGGUGAUCAUACCGUCGGCUUCGGCUGGUUCACAAUGAGCGGUAACUACUCCGAGUACAGCCAGAGCUUCGAUCUCGAGCGGGGCCGGAACAUUCUGACGAUCGUGGAGGAUGAAUUUACGCAGAGCUUCCGGGAGAAGUUCCAGCUGUUGCUGAACGAUAUCCUGCGGCUGGCUCCGUUGGAGCGAUUCUUCCCCAGCCAUUAGCCGUUGCGUUGCGUUAUCAAAUGCACGCCACACUAACUGUAGGGCAAUGUAAAUAGAGCUUUAUUUGUAUCAAUAAAUAAUAUUUAUUUUUGUA
Messenger RNA from Wyeomyia smithii (pitcher-plant mosquito), 1061 nucleotides. RefSeq lists its product as uncharacterized. The transcript is spliced from 4 exons. The coding region runs from base 200 to 967 and encodes 255 amino acids. Lineage: Eukaryota; Metazoa; Arthropoda; Insecta; Diptera; Culicidae. The record is from RefSeq and is a predicted model, not a curated record.